This is a messenger RNA of Diaporthe batatas, 1602 nucleotides long. RefSeq lists its product as uncharacterized. The record is from RefSeq and is a predicted model, not a curated record. The transcript has 5 exons. Gene Ontology annotation, molecular function: transmembrane transporter activity. Lineage: Eukaryota; Fungi; Ascomycota; Sordariomycetes; Diaporthales; Diaporthaceae. Bases 1 to 1602 code for a protein of 533 amino acids. Gene Ontology annotation, biological process: transmembrane transport.
AUGAGUAACGACCAGCCGGCGAAGCAUCUGGCGCACAGCCACGCCCAUGAAGAAGACAUCCCGGGGACAGUCAACCUCCGGGCGGCGGAGGGCGACGACACUGGCUAUGGCCAGGCACUGUUCCCCGUUCCGGCCGAGGACCCCAACGAUCCAUUGCAAUGGGGCAACACCAAGAAGACGCUGAUACUGGUCACAUGUGCCCUGUAUUCUUUUCUUGGCAACACUGCCCUCCUUGGGCCAGCGGUUUAUAUUGGGAUAUACUCCCAAGAAUUUGGCAUCUCGCCCAACACCGCGUCUGGGCUGAUCAGCUAUGCCAAUCUCGUUUUUGGCUUUGGCUCUCUCCUACUAGUUCCAAUGUAUCGAAAAUUCGGACGUAGACCCGUGAUGCUCUUCUCCCUGCUGUGCUAUUGCGGCGGCCUCAUCGGCGCGUCCCAGGCCACGUCUUACGGCGGGCUCAUGGCCGCACGGAUAGUUCACUCCUUCGGCUCCGGUGUCUGCGAGGCCCUACCAGUUCAGUUGGUGAACGACAUUUUUUUCCUGCACGAACGAGGCCAGCGGCUAGGAUACUACACCUUUGCCCUCUGCCUCGGUGCCACUGGCCCGCUGUUCGCGGGCUACAUGCUGAACGGCGGCUACUCGUGGCGCCUCUUCUUCUACGUCGAGAUCGCCUUCGGGGUGGCGCUCCUGAUAUUCGCCUUCUUCGUGGUCGAGGAGACGACCUACCACCGCAAGCUGACGCAGGACUCGUCGGACGGGCCCGAGGACGCGGAGAAGACGUCGGUGGUCGAGAGGAGCGUCACGGCUCGCUCGAAUCUGCCGCCGCGGAAGACGUACUUGCAGACUCUCAAAUUCUGGGGUGUGUGGGAGCAUGACUCGGAGUUCUUCCUGAUGAUGGCUCGGUCGUUUACGUAUUUCCUCGUCCCACACGUGUUCUGGGUGGUCACGACUUAUGGCAUCAAUAUUGGCAUUGGAGCUCUGACAUUCAACUAUAUCAUGCCGAUCAAGGUGACAUCUCCGCCAUACAACUGGUCUCAGCUCAACUCUGGGCUGGUGUCGGUCGGGACAGUAAUCGGCUACUGCGCGGCCCUCCCCUUCACCACCUCGUCCGACCGCCUGGCCGCCCGCCUGACCAAGAAGAACAACAUGGUGCGCGAGGCAGAGAUGAGGCUGGGCGUAUGCCUCCCCGCGAUGCUGAUCGCCCCUGCCGGGCUGGUAGUGUUUGGCUUCACGGCGGAGCGGAACCUCCACUGGGUGGGGUACUUCGCCGGCGUCAUCAUGUCUUCGUGGUCCAGCUACUUCUACUUCACAUUCGUGCUCAGCUAUGCGCUGGACAGCUAUACCGCGAACACGAGCGAGAUGCUGAUCGCGAUGAACCUCGGGAAGCAGGCGAUCAGCUUUGGGAUGGGCCUGAAUCUUCUGGAGUGGGUGCAGGAGCACGGCUAUGCUGUGAUGAUAUCCGGCGUGUUCGGUGGUGUGCUCCUGCUCAACCAGCUGGCCCUGAUCCCUUUCAUGCUGUAUGGUAAGAGUAUCCGGGCGUACAUGGCGAGGACAUGGCUGGCGAGGAUCCAUAAGGAUAGCGUGAGGGAGGUCAUGACCGCGUGA